CUCAAGGUGGUCGAGGGCGGGCAAUAAAAUAGCCAGACCGAAAGCGAAGCCCUGCAAAUAAUCGGGUGGAGAGUUAUCUGAAGUAGAGAGAAGAAAGGGAAUGGAAGUUUGCGAGGGAGAUGAUGCGAGAGGCGAGGAAGCCAUGGACGUCGAUGGCGGCUCGAGGUCGGCGAAACUCGUCGAUCUCCUUCGAAGGUUUCUCGGAAUCCAGCAGAGGAGAGCAGAAGCUUACGCAAAGCUACAAAGGGGGUUUUCUGAAUAUAUGACCAAUGGAGGAGAGUUGGCUUACCAAAACCUUUGUGGGGAGAUUACAGCAGAGUUCAAUGAUUGUUCAAAACAGGUUCUAGAAAUGGAAUCACUGCUUUUGAUGCCAGAUCUCUAUCGUGACGACCUUGCUGGCCUUCUAAGGGCUGUUCAGGAACAAGAAAAACAAAAACUGCAUUUGGAUCAUAAUACUACAUAUUUUCUUACGACAGCGAGGAUUCAGAUCUUAAAGAAAGCCGGUCGACCCUCAGAGCGUCUGGUGAGCCAUGAGCACUGCCGGUUUGACCAGCCACAACAGCAUGAGUGUGUGCAUGUCCGCAAGAUAACAGAAGCUGCUGGAACUGAGGAUGCUGAAGCUGAUGCAGAGUAUGAUGGUGCUCUCAAGGAAGCCAUCCGUGGUGUCCAGGAUGCAGUGACCAGCAUAAAUGAUCAUCUGGAGGAGAUCCGCUAUGAGAUUGAGGCUCUUGAAUCAGUAUAGUUGCUGGACUAUGCAUAAUAAACUUAAAUCCAUCCGUCUCUGGCCUCACUGAAUCUGGAAAUGCUUCAGCUAUAUUUUAAGUGCAGGCUUACGGAAGAAUGUAGAGAAGGAUGCAUUUUCUUAAAUACGAGUCUAUGUGAUUAUAAUAUGAUUGGUUUUCUGCAGAUGAAAAUGGCUAUUGUACGUUAAACUUAUGCUUCUCCGGUGCCUGUUUGUUGUUUUUGACCUCGAGAGAGUUCAAACGCAACAGAGAAAAGAUUGAAUUUUGUGCUGAAUGACAUUAAAUCUCAAACAUGAUGUGUUCUGUGGACA
Molecule: messenger RNA, 1054 nt
Organism: Elaeis guineensis (African oil palm)
Lineage: Eukaryota; Viridiplantae; Streptophyta; Magnoliopsida; Arecales; Arecaceae
Source: RefSeq, a predicted model, not a curated record